Vigna umbellata (rice bean) is the source of this 1954-nucleotide messenger RNA. Its product is annotated as translation initiation factor 3 (IF-3) family protein. Gene Ontology annotation, molecular function: translation initiation factor activity; ribosome binding. Gene Ontology annotation, biological process: translational initiation; ribosome disassembly. The record is from RefSeq and is a predicted model, not a curated record. Lineage: Eukaryota; Viridiplantae; Streptophyta; Magnoliopsida; Fabales; Fabaceae.
ACCGAACACGCGACUAUGGCAUAACAUAAAAGGUUGAGGUUGUCUUCUCUCUCUUCUCUGUGCUAAACAAACACCAACCUCAGUUGCGGUUAAUCGAACCGUUUGAUUAGUUGAGGUCAUGGCGUUUUGGCACCGAAUCGGAAAGGCGAAGCUCAGAACCCUCUGCACUCAAUUCCAACGAUCUUACAUUUAUCUUCACCAUGCUCCUGCCCCCAAACCCUGCCAUAUGGACAUUCCACGACCGAAUUCUGUGUUUCAUGCCAGACCUCCAAGCGUUUUCAGUACCGUGAGGUUCUUCGCUGCCCCUGUUCAGUUUCAGGUAAAGCAUAGGAAUGAGGAGGAUGAUCCAAGUGAGCGACGGUUGAAUGAGAAAAUCAAAGCUCCAUAUGUCAGGCUUGUUGUGGAUGAUGACCAUUCAAUAGUACCAAGGGUUGAAGCAUUGGAACGUGCCAAGGCGCUUAAACUUGAUUUAGUUGAGGUUGAUAAAAGUGCUAAGCCUCCUGUCUGUAAAAUUAUGAACUUCAAGCAAGAAAUGUAUAAGCGACAUGUAAUGGAAAAGGAGCGUGCUAAAAGCAGGGCUGACAAGACACUACGAAAGGAUGUUAAAGAAGUGCGAUUUUCUGAAAAAAUUGGAGCACAAGACCUGAAGAACAAAGCAGACAUGGUUAGAAAGUUAAUGGAGAAGGGUUAUCGAGUGAAGUGCAAGGUAUCAUCAAGCAAAGAAGAUCAGGACUUGAAAGCAUUAUUUUCUCCUUUCAUUGAUCUGCUGGGAGAUGUGUGCAUUGUGGAAAGUGGACCAUUUAUGGCAAAAAAAGAUGCAUAUAUGAUCGUCAGACACAUUAAGUAUGGGGUAGCGAAGAAAAGUGGGAAAAAAUUUUCUAAUGCAGCAAAUAUAGAGACUUCAACAGCUAAUCCUAGUGAUUCUGUUGAAUAUGAGAAUCAUGCAGAAUCUGGAUUUGAAACAGAGGAGGACCCCUCUGAUGGCGACAAGCUUCCUGAAAGUUCCCGGUCUGCAUUUAGCAGCAAUAUGAACAUGACUUAUUCUCCUGACUAUCAAACAAAUGCUGCUGCAGAAUCAGCCUUUCUGUCAAGAAGUAAUGAUCCUGUAUCUCCUCCUGUUUCUGAAAACAGGUAUAGGAGAACUAAACCUCAAGGUGAAAAUAACGUCCAAUCUAAUGCACAAGUGCCUCCUGCUGAGACUGAGAAUAGGUACAAAAGAGCAGAGCCAAGAAACAGAUUUCAGCAAACAUCAAAUAAUAUGAACAACUACCAAGGUCCAGGAACAAGAGAUGCAUUCAGGCCGCCCCCGAAUCGGAAUUGGCCAAGGCAAGCACCGGGAAAUGUUAAUUUUGAUACCAGAAUAGAAAAUAACAGGCAAGCUUUCACUCCUCCUGGUUAUGGCAAUUUUAGAGGUCCAAAUGGGGGUAUCCCAAAGCAUGCUGGUGCUCCCAAUAGCCCAAGACCCAGUUAUGGCAAUUUCAGUGCUUCAAAUGAUGGCCUCCCCAAGCAUCCCAAUGCUCCUGAUACUCCAAAGACCUUCUAGUUAUGGCAUUUCUAGUCCUCCAAAAUGCCCUCAAACACAAGGUGUAUCAAAGUCAAUAGCAUUCAACAAAUAAGGGAUGUUAGCAACUCAAAUAGAGGAGGGUUGUAUCAAGGUUGACCUACAUAGGAUGAUUCAUAUAUUUGAGUACAAAUCUGGUGCAGUGACACAUUACACUCUUUAUAAACAUGAAGCAAUGGGUGACAUCCUUCACCCCACAGUGCUUGCAGCUGUAUUUUAUUUACCUUAGAUGACCCAUGAAAAGGUCUAUUUGGUGGGAAUUUUGCAUCAUCUGAUGUUUGUAGUUUUAGAAGGGAAGAACAAUUUUAGAUUUGUUUAUUUAUCUAACGGUGGAGAAGUGGAAUUUUUAACUUUCCACUGAUCACUGGAAGUUUUGAUCUGUUCGACUUUUCA